AUGGACAAAAUUCAAAUCCGCACGAUUUUCUUGUUCCAGUUCAAACUAGGCCGAAAAGCUGCCGAGACAGCUCGUGAUAUCAAUGAUGCGUUUGGCCCAAGAUCCACUAACGAACGUGUGGCACAACGGUGGUUCAAGAAAUUUCGCAAUGGUGACGAGAGCCUCGAAGAUGAAGACGGUCGCGGCCGGCCGACUGCGGUUGAUAACGAACAUUUGAAAGCCUUAAUUGAAGCCGAUCCUCGCAAAACCACACGAGAAGUUGCUGUUGAACUCGAGGUAGACCACUCAACAGUCGUUCGCCAUUUAAAGCAAAUAGGGAAGUCAAAAAAGUUGGAUAAAUGGGUGCUGCAUGAAUUGAACGAUAAUCAAAAAAAUCGUCGUUUUGAGGUGUCUUCUACGCUUCUUCUGCGCAACAAAAACGACCCAUUUCUCGAGCGGAUUGUGACGUAUGAUGAGAAGUGGAUCCUCUACGACAACCGGCGACGUUCGGCACAGUGGUUGGAUGCUGGAGAAGCUCCACAACACUUCCCGAAGCCGAAAUUGCACCAAAAAAAGGUUAUGGUGACUGUUUGGUGGUCUGCGGCCGGUCUCAUCCAUCACAGCUUCUUGAAUCCGGGCGAAACGAUUACGGCGGAGAAGUACUGCCGACAAAUUGACGAAAUGCACCAGAAGCUCCAACAAGCUGAACGAAUUGGGCUACGAGACUCUGCCUCAUCCGCCAUAUUCAUCGGACCUCUCGCACACCGAUUAUCACUUUUUCAAGCAUCUCGACAACUUCCUGCUGGAAAAAUGCUUCAAAAGCCGAGAUGA
Molecule: messenger RNA, 810 nt
Organism: Acanthosepion pharaonis
Lineage: Eukaryota; Metazoa; Mollusca; Cephalopoda; Sepiida; Sepiidae
Source: the annotation of a GenBank genome assembly